AUUUUACAAUUCCAAUCAUUGUAACUUACAUAAAAUAUACAAAACAAAAUGAAAGCACUCAUACAGCGGGUUAAAAAUGCUAAAGUAACCGUAAAUGAUGAAGUAAUAAGCAGUAUAGAGCAAGGAGCAUGUGUAUUAAUUGGGAUCUGCAGUAGUGAUACAAUUAAAGACAUGGAGUAUAUAGUGCGCAAGCUUUUAAGUAUAAGGAUAUUUGAUGAUGAAAAUCAUAAGAGAUGGCAGAAAAGUAUUGUGGAUAAGCAGUUUGAAAUUCUAUGUGUCAGUCAAUUUACUUUAUACAAUACAUGGAAGGGUAAUAAGCCUGAUUUCCACAAGGCGAUGGCUGCAGACAGAUCAAAGGAAUUCUAUGAACAAUUCAUUCAAAUGUUAAGAGAUAAAUACAAACCAGACAAAGUUAAAGAUGGUCUGUUUGGUGCGUACAUGCAGGUAUCUAUACAAAACGACGGUCCCGUUACAUUGGAAAUAGAAUCUCCAUCUCAUACACCAAACAAAAUUAUCAACUCAGUCACAGAUGGCGCUGUACAUACAAAAGACGAACAUUCGAAGAGAUAAUUUAAUUUUGUAUUUUUAAUUUAUUAAAUCAUU
Messenger RNA from Papilio machaon (common yellow swallowtail), 603 nucleotides. RefSeq names its product D-aminoacyl-tRNA deacylase (gene Dtd). Lineage: Eukaryota; Metazoa; Arthropoda; Insecta; Lepidoptera; Papilionidae. The record is from RefSeq and is a predicted model, not a curated record. Bases 49 to 570 code for a protein of 173 amino acids. Gene Ontology annotation, cellular component: cytoplasm. The transcript has 5 exons. Gene Ontology annotation, molecular function: D-tyrosyl-tRNA(Tyr) deacylase activity. Gene Ontology annotation, biological process: tRNA metabolic process.